Molecule: messenger RNA, 864 nt
Organism: Symbiodinium natans
Lineage: Eukaryota; Dinophyceae; Suessiales; Symbiodiniaceae
Source: the annotation of a GenBank genome assembly
AUGUUCCUGCUCUUUCCCGAUGGCUACUCCAGAUAUGGGCUCCUCGAACGGCAGAAGCCUGUGAAAUGCUUCUAUGCACUCACAACCAUUUUCAAGUUCCUGUGCUGCUUCGUGCUGUUCUACACCUUUGCGCUUGUCACCUCCUCGGACUUCCAUCUUUCCAAGUGCGGCAGGGGCACCGUAGACGACACGUGUGAAGAGGCACCACCGUUUCUCAAGGCUAGCUGUCAAGACAAGGAGUUUCACGGCUUUGAUGAGUGCAUGCGAGCUGCACCUUGGUGGCUUGCGAAUGCCUGCGUCGUCAGCGCCAGUACCUGCCCCCUGUUCCGUGCAGACGACUCGUUGCUGCAAGCUGCCAGCAACACGCUGGGAUCGGGCGCAACCCUUGCCUACUACACCCUGGCAGUGAUCCCUAUGGUGGCGCCGCCUCUCUCCUUGGUGCUGUGGCUUGCAUCAGGCCACUUAAUGUCUUGCAUGCUGCGCUGGGCAGAGCCGGAGUGUGGAUGGCCGGAGUUGGUGGCGGAACGUACCGCUCUGGUAAUGCAGGAGAUGAUCUCAGGGGUGUUCUCGCCGAGCUGGUGGGCACUGGGAUCCAUCUACGCUGAAAUCACCCUGCUCGUCCUUGAUGUCGCUUCUGAUAUUAAUUGCAUCUUCAUGUUUUUCUUCGUUGAGAACCAUCCAGCUGCCGGAAUUAUCCAAACCAGCAUACUGAUUAUGCCGAUCCUGUUGGAGUUCAUUCAUAGUCGCAGCUUCCAGCCCCUUGUCAUCUGGCGCCACUUCAGCAAGUCGCGGAAGCUUGGCUAUCGCACCGCGGGUUUCAUCCGCACCGUGCAAAAUGAGAAGGCUGGGCCCAACGGUGUUUAG